AUUUUUACAUUUUAAUAUUGUCUUUGUAAAAUCUAAUACAAAGUUAAAAACUAACUCUAGGAACCUCGUUGAAGGAAUAUCUGUCACAUCGGCGCAGUUUAGAUGUAACUCCUUGUCGCUUCCGGUGGAGAAACAAAACUGCCAUGACACCAACGUGACGUCCCGUUGGCCUCACGCGCUCGUUCUGCGGUCAGCUGUAACCUUGGCGUGCACGAGUGUGUUUGUCCCUGCAGAGGAGUCAUAGAGGAGGGGGACUGAACAUGUCGGUCCUCUGUCGCGGGUUGAGCUCUUCAUCAGUGAAGAUCCUGACAGAAGCCACACUUUUGCCACCUUGCCCGUGGUUCAUGUCUGCACGCAGCAAAUUCAGCAAGGCAAGAGUCCCGCAAGAGCUUUUUGUCGAGCGAUCAAAAGAACACGAGAAAUAUGGGGGAGAUCCAGACCAGCCUCAUAAACUGCAUAUAGUGACACGAGUCAAAAGUGUGAUGCGAAGACCGUACUGGGAGAAAGAGAUGGUGAAAUACCUCGGGCUUGAAAAGGGUCACACACCUGUAAUACACAAAAAUACACCUGCGGUCAAUAACCAACUGAAAUUUGUAAAGCACCUGGUAAGGAUCCAGCCGCUGAAGACUCCCUAUGGACUUCCUGCUGAAGAGGACAUGGCGGACUCCUACAUUAACAGCAAGGGAGAGUUGAUUGUUCGCCGCCUCCUCCAACCUGUAGACCCCAAGGCUAUCGACUCGUAGCUCCACUUUCAAUCAUAUUAACUGAUAGUCCCAUUGUUCAGAAAUGGAAGUGGAAGAUCCUGCGCUCCUUAGCUUCUGUGUUAGUUAUCCAGACACGUUGGUUUUUUUUCUGCCCAUCAGUCACAAAAUCGACAAAUAGUCUGUUUUCCAUGAUAAACAGGUGAUGAUUCAGUUUUUUAUUAAACAUGGCUUAUGAUAACAUAAAAUAAAGACCUUAUGAAAUUA
Messenger RNA from Morone saxatilis (striped sea-bass), 968 nucleotides. RefSeq names its product mitochondrial ribosomal protein L30 (gene mrpl30). The record is from RefSeq and is a predicted model, not a curated record. Gene Ontology annotation, molecular function: structural constituent of ribosome. The coding region runs from base 261 to 743 and encodes 160 amino acids. NCBI's taxonomy places the organism in Eukaryota, Metazoa, Chordata, Actinopteri, Moronidae. Gene Ontology annotation, biological process: translation. Gene Ontology annotation, cellular component: large ribosomal subunit; mitochondrion. The transcript is spliced from 6 exons.